Messenger RNA from Leptosia nina, 1632 nucleotides. The record is from the annotation of a GenBank genome assembly. Lineage: Eukaryota; Metazoa; Arthropoda; Insecta; Lepidoptera; Pieridae.
AUGGAUAAGGUGAACCAGUUGAAAGAGAAAGGUAAUGCUUCCUUAUCGUCUGGCCAAUACGAUGAUGCUAUCAAAUAUUAUUCAGAAGGGAUUGCUUUGGACCCAAAUAACCACGUUUUAUACAGCAAUCGAUCUGCUGCCCAUGCGAAGAUCGGCAACUACGAGGAGGCUUUGAAAGACGCAGAUAAGUGUGUAUCCCUAAAUCCUUCUUGGAUUAAGGGUUACUCUAGAAAGGGUAGUGCAUUGGCCUAUUUGCGACGGCAUGAUGAGGCAAUUGCUGUCUACGAAGAGGGCUUAAAACUAGAACCGGGUAAUCAACAAUUGGAAACAGGGCUGGCGGAAGUGAAAAAACAGGCACAGGAAAUAGAAUUAAGACAACAGAAAAUUUUUGAGAAGCUUAAAGCCAACCCACAAACAAAGGAAUGGAUGAAUGACCCUGAAUAUGUAAAGUUGGUUCAAAGAUUGAGUUCCAUCAUAGAUCCAGAAAGACCCUCUUAUGACCUAGAUCCAAAGACAUUGGGAGACAAUCGAGUAUUGCCUACGUUGAGCCUUAUACUUAAUGAUGAGCUUGGAUCACCUAUGGAUGUAGAUCAACCAGUGCCGGAACCAAAGACCACUCUGCCACCAAAAGCAGAACCCCCCAAACCUAGUUACAAUGACCUGCCCGAAAAUCGUAAAUUAGCUUUACAAGAGAAAGACAAAGGCAAUGAAUGCUAUAAGAAAAAAGACUUUGAACAUGCCUUAAUUCACUACAGUAAAGCUAUUGAACAUGAUUCCACCGAUAUUACAUUCUAUACAAAUAUAGCCGCUGUUUACUUUGAACAGAAGGAAUUUGAGAAAUGUAUUAAGGAGUGUGAAAAGGCUAUAGAAAUAGGCAGAGAGAAUAGAGCAGAUUUCAAAUUAAUUGCUAAGGCCUUUACUAGAAUUGGUAAUGCAUAUAAAAAGAUGGAACAGUGGAAGCUCGCCAAAACAUACUAUGAAAAGUCUAUGUCUGAACACCGCACACCUGAGAUCAAAUCACUGCUCAGUGAGGCAGAGAAGAAAAUAGUGGAAGAAGAGAAGAAAGCAUAUGUUGACCCAGUCAAGGCUGAGCAAGAAAAGGAACUUGGAAAUGACUUCUUUAAAAAAGGUGAUUACAGCACAGCAAUGAAGCACUAUACAGAAGCUAUAAAGCGUAAUCCUGAUGAUCCUAAGCUGUACUCGAAUAGAGCAGCCUGUUAUACAAAGCUGGCAGCAUUUGAUCUAGGUCUUAGGGACUGCGACCAGUGCUGUAAGCUGGACCCUAAAUUCAUAAAAGGCUGGGUUAGAAAGGGGAAAAUUUUGCAGGGAAUGCAACAACACUCAAAAGCGUUGAACGCUUAUCAAAAGGCAUUGGAGCUGGACCCCAGUAAUGCUGAAGCGUUGGAAGGGUACCGUGCUUGCUCCACACAACUUAAUUCCAAUCCUGAGGAGGUUCGAAAACGGGCGAUGUCUGACCCGGAAGUGCAGCAAAUCCUUCGAGACCCUGCCAUGCGCUGUAUUCUCGAGCAGAUGCAACAAGACCCUAAUGCGCUGCAAGACCAUCUCAAAAACCCAGAAAUUGCUUCUAAGAUUCAAAAGUUACUUGAGUCGGGACUUAUUGCUAUACAUUAG